AUGCGCUUAUUGUCCGACCAAACCAUGUACAGUUCAGACACAGAGCCACCUAUAACAGGGUAUAAAUCACUUUAAAACGAACCAGUCGAUCGCAAACGAGCAAGAUUACUCUACCAAUCCAGGAAGCGUGGAAUGCUGGAAAAUGGACUCUUGUUGAGCAUAUUUGCAUAUAAGUAUUUAGAUGGUCUGAAUGAUAACCAGCUGCAUCACUACGACAAGCUGAUUAAUGAACCAAGCAAUGACUGGGAGAUACAGUACUGGAUGACAGACAAGAAACCUACACCAACGGAGUAUGAUAAUCCAGUUAUGGACUUGCUUAAGAUCCAUGCAGAGAAUGAAAAUACGGAAGAACGUAUAAGACAACCAGAUCUUCAAGCAAAAUAA
Messenger RNA from Stylophora pistillata, 384 nucleotides. Its product is annotated as succinate dehydrogenase assembly factor 2, mitochondrial-like. Lineage: Eukaryota; Metazoa; Cnidaria; Anthozoa; Scleractinia; Pocilloporidae. The record is from RefSeq and is a predicted model, not a curated record.